Molecule: messenger RNA, 1053 nt
Organism: Spathaspora passalidarum NRRL Y-27907
Lineage: Eukaryota; Fungi; Ascomycota; Pichiomycetes; Serinales; Debaryomycetaceae
Gene: NOP15
Product: rRNA-binding ribosome biosynthesis protein
Exons: 1
Coding region: 30-836 (268 amino acids)
Biological process (GO): maturation of LSU-rRNA from tricistronic rRNA transcript (SSU-rRNA, 5.8S rRNA, LSU-rRNA)
Cellular component (GO): nucleolus
Molecular function (GO): RNA binding
Source: RefSeq, a predicted model, not a curated record
AAGCAGGGAAAUAAUACAUAUAGAAUAACAUGGCCAAAUCAGUCAAGAAGACACAGUCCAAGAAGGCUGCUCCAAAGAAGGAAACUGUUGAAAAGUCAGUAGAACAAAUCGAGGAAGAUUUACAAUUGCCAUCUUCUUCCGAUGAGGAAGAGCAAGCAGCCGAUGAGGAAGAAGAAGAAGAACCUUUAUCCAGUGAAGACGACGAUGAUGAUGAUGAUGAAGACUUGCAUGGUUUAUCUAGUGAUGAUGAAGAUGAAGAAGAACAGGAGGAACAGGAGGAACAAAAAGAACAACAGCAACCAGAAGAAAAGAGCAAAUCUCGUCAUACUGUAAAUAAAUCCGUUGAAUCAUCUAGUGCUGCCAAAUCCAACAAGAAGAAGAAAUCCAAGCGUGGUAUCAUGUACAUUGGUAGAUUACCUUCUGGAUUCCAAGAGCAAGAAUUAACCAAGUACUUUACUCAAUUUGGUGAUAUCAUCAAUCUUAAGUUACUGAGAAAUAAAAAGACCGGGAAAUCAAAGCAUUAUGGGUUCAUAGAAUUUGAAUCUUAUGAAGUGGCCAAGGUUGCUGCUGAAACCAUGAAUAACUAUUUAUUAUUUGGACAUUUAUUGAAAUGUCAAGUGUUGGAAAAUAAUGACGAAAUCCAUCAAGAUUUAUUUAAAGAUGCCAACAAGAAAUUCAAAGUCAUUCCAUGGGGUAAGAUUUCCAAACAUAAGCAUGAUAAGCCAAAGACUAAGGAACAAUGGGAAGUCUUGGUUAAGAAGUUUGAACAAUCAAAGAAGAAUAAGCAAAAUGAGUUGAAAUCAAAGGGUAUCGAUUUCGAUUUAAAUAAUAUAUAAACAGGAUGUAACUUCCUAUCUAAGAUAACCAGUUCGCAUAAUUUGCGACCUGAUACCUAAACCAGUAAUUAAUUCCAGAGGGAGAUCGUUUUGUCGCAAGCUAAAUUUUGUUGAGAUCCACGUGACAAGAUACAGCAAAAAAGAAAUUAACUAGAAUUUUUCACACUUUAUAAACAACUUAGUAGACUACCCUUUAGCAAACAGCUAAUUACGAUAU